AUGGUGGCUGAUAUCAGACGUACUGGCAGCGCUGUGGGCGCCACAGCGCCGUGCGGACGACGGAGCAAGGCCCUGUCUGCCCUGAGGCGCCUGCACCACCACGAGCAGCUGGCGGCGCCCGCAGUCGGCCGCCUAGCCAACGCCUUUGGCCUGCCGCUGCUGGAGCCCCUCUGGCGGCUGCUGCAGUCCGCCUGGGCCACCGCAGGCGCCCAAGGAGGCGCCGACGCGCCGCUUCAGCCACCGCCCAAGACCCUGGCGCAGCUGGGGGCGCUGCUGUCGGCAGCUGUUGGCGGCUGCUGUGCUACCAGUGCAGUCGGCGACGAUUGCGUUGGCCCUGAGUGCCCUUGGGGCAACACAGCCGAACCAGAAACACACAACCAGCGGCGGGAGCACCGACAGGCCCAGGGCAGUUUGGGCCAGCAGCAGCAGCAGCAGCAGCAGCAGCCGCGGCGGCGGCAAGAGGAGUCCCUGGCCCGCCUGGGGGUGACACUGGAGGUGCUGACUGGCGGCCUGAUGGCGCAGCUGCACCGCGACUGCCUCGCUGCCCGUAUCCCUUUACAAACGCUGCGCCCUGCCCUGACGCUGCUGCAGCGGCGGCAGAAAACGCUGCUGCGCCGCCUGCCAGAGCUGGCCGCCCCACAGCCGCCUGGCGGCCUGGGCGUGCGGUGCCCACCCGGCACGCCGCUGGCUGACGCCAUCGGUGGCUGGCUGCAGGCGCUGUGGGCAGCUAGGCCGCGCCUGCUGGCUCUCGGCCUCGCCCAGCAGGUGGGGCAGCAUGCGGCGGCCGCGCGGCCCGGACAGCGCGGCGCCGCCGAGCGCUGCACAGGCGCGCGCUCGGCCGGCUCCCAGCUUGACCUGCCCGCAAGCGCAGCCGCCGACCUGCGGCGUGCGGAGGCGGCGGCUGCGCAGCUGCUGGAGCUGAAUGGCGGAGACGGCAGCGCUGUGCUCGACAUCCCUGGGUCUGCGGGCAAGGCGAGCGUCACCCUUGAGGGCGCGCUGGCUGAUGCCAGGGCGGCGGCGCGUGACGCAGCGCGGCCGCCGGGCACGCGCGGCCGGCGCGGCGGCGGCGAGCAGGGCGUGCUCGGCGAGGACGCGCCGUUUGUGCGGCUGAUGAUCGCGAUAGUGCGGCUCGAGGGCGCCUGCACGGCCGAGGAGCAGCGGCUCGCCCGCGCGCGCGCGGCGCGUGGGGAGCGCUCCUGCAGCGAGCGCCCUGUGGGCAGCCGUGAGGGGUGCGCGCGGCCGGGAGGUCCCUACGCGUGGGGGGCCCUGCGGCAGCCGGCGGGGAUGGCCGGCGCCGACGCUUACAGAAGGAGCGUAGCUGAACAGGGGACUGGCAGUGAUGACGAUCAUGCUGACGAGGGCGGGCUCAAUGAGAUCCAGCUGCCAGGGCAGGGCUGCGAGGACGAGCAGCAGCAGGCGCAGACCGGGCAGGGGGAGGAGGCAGGAGAGGGGCAGCUGUGUGGGGACGCCGCUUUGCGGCUGCUUGUUGCCACGUUGAUCGCGCUGAGCGACGUGCUGACGCUCGGCGCGCCUGAGGGCGACGUGGCGCUCGAGUUCCUGGAGGGCCGGCUGCGGCGCGCCGGCCUGACCGGCGUUCAGCUGGCGGUGGUUGUGCAGGUGGUGCUGGGCGGCGACAGCGCGUUGGCGGAGGAGCUGCCACCGGACGCACGGAAACGCGCAGUGCAGGCUGUCCUUGACCUCGCGACCAGCGGGCUGCUCGCUAUUGAGGACGCCCCUCCUGCCGAUGGCGAGGGCGCCACGGCGCCGCCAAUGGCGCGGCGGCGGGACCAAGGCGCGCCUCGCUGCAGCGCCGAAGGCUCGACCGGCGGCCGCACCUGCGACGUCGGCGCGCUCGCGGCGACCGCGACGGGGCGGCGCGCAGACUGGGAGGCGCCGCUGCGCUGCGCGGCCGCAGAGCUGCGAGAGGCGCUGGAGCGGGACGCGGCAAAGUGGAUGCGUGUGGGAGAGGCCGUCCUGGAGGCGCUGUCUGACCUGGCGGUGUUCACGACAGAGCUCUACGCUGCAACCCUCGACAGCCUACUGAGGCUGCUGCGCACGGCGGCCAGUGCGCCGCAGCUGGCGGGCGUGUGUGACAUCAUACUCCAGGCGGACGCGUUUUCCUAG
Molecule: messenger RNA, 2124 nt
Organism: Monoraphidium neglectum
Lineage: Eukaryota; Viridiplantae; Chlorophyta; Chlorophyceae; Sphaeropleales; Selenastraceae
Exons: 5
Coding region: 1-2124 (707 amino acids)
Source: RefSeq, a predicted model, not a curated record